Messenger RNA from Brachypodium distachyon (stiff brome), 1105 nucleotides. Its product is annotated as proteasome subunit beta type-4. NCBI's taxonomy places the organism in Eukaryota, Viridiplantae, Streptophyta, Magnoliopsida, Poales, Poaceae. The transcript is spliced from 8 exons. Gene Ontology annotation, cellular component: proteasome core complex; nucleus; proteasome core complex, beta-subunit complex. The coding region runs from base 173 to 916 and encodes 247 amino acids. The record is from RefSeq and is a predicted model, not a curated record.
CGUCGAUCGAACCGAACGAAGCAGCGGCAGAGGACAGUUGAGCGCAACGGGAGGAGCGAGCAAACCCUACCUGCGGCGCGGCCGGCGAGUGGGCGGCGGACUAGAUCCGAGCGUCAUCGAACCAAACCCAAAUCCACCAGAGACGAAGAGAGACGAAUCAACCCCGGCGGCGAUGGAUGCGUGCGGGACCCAGGCGGCGGCGGCGGCGGCUGGAGGAGAGGGCACGCAGAGGACGCUGUACCCUUAUGUGACUGGAAACUCGGUGAUUGCAAUGAAAUACAAGGAUGGUGUGAUCAUGGCAUGUGACACUGGAGCCUCCUAUGGGUCAACGUUGCGAUACAAGAGUGUGGAGCGCAUCAAGGCUGUUGGUAAGCAUAGCCUCAUUGGAGGAAGUGGGGAGUUCAGUGAUUUCCAGGAGAUUUUGCGCUAUUUGGAUGAAUUAACUUUGUCUGAUCAUAUGUGGGAUGAUGGAAACUCACUGGGCCCAAAGGAAAUCCAUGCCUACCUGACAAGAGUAAUGUACAAUAGGCGCAAUAAAUUUGACCCUCUGUGGAACUCCCUUGUACUUGGUGGGGUGAAAAAGGGCCCAAAGGGUGAUGAGAAGUAUCUUGGCAUGGUUAACAUGAUUGGUACACACUUUGAGGACAACCACCUUGCCACUGGGUUUGGAAACCAUAUGGCAAUUCCAAUACUUCGUGCCGAAUGGCGCGAGGACAUGACUUUUGAAGAGGCUAUUAAGCUGAUUGAGAAGUGCUUGCUGGUCUUGCUGUACCGCGACCGGUCAUCUAUCAACAAAUUCCAGAUUGCCAAGAUCACGACCGAGGGAUCGACUAUCUACCCACCUUAUGCCCUGAAGACCAACUGGGGUUUCUCCGCCUUUGAAAACCCAUCCAAGGGUGCUGUUGGGACAUGGUAGAUCUCUGCUGCGGCACAAGGUAGGAAAGGAAGCAAGCUCAGCUGCUGAAACGGUUUCAGCCCUCAUGUGAGCAUUUGAUCUGAACAUGACAGGAAUUCUUGACAUUUGCUCUGUAUGACAUCUCAUAAUUUAAUUUUAAGUCUUGUGAACAUUAAGCAUGUAUCUUGUAUGAUGUGUCUAUUGCGUCAA